AAUUGAUAUACUUCGUAAACAUUCUAGCCCUAGACGGCCAUUUAGAAAAGUAAUGCUAUCGUUUCAUUUUAGUUGUCACAUGUUCAUCUGUCUGUUUUGCCUUAAGUGUUGGAAAGAGUAAGCAGCUGAGGUUCCAGAAAGCAGCAUUUCAGAGUAAGAACCCAAUUUGAUGACUUGUCAAUGUACUAUGUAUGUUCAGCUUUGUAUCGUUUGUCUUUUGAAUGGUAAGACUGAACUAGAUGGGAAAUCAAAGACUUUGCGUUUAUCAGUGAGAAAAAUUUGAAUGGUUGAUUAGCUGGAAGCAACUGAGUUCAGGUUUCAAAAUAUACUGUCGAUUUUUACCCCUAGAUGGCAGGUUGUUUGAAACUUGUUGCUUGAAGGUCGGGAGCUUUCGGCUUUUUAAGCAGGGCAGUCAUAUUCUCCUCUUGAGAAUUGACAUCCCAUGGUGGGAAAAAUAAUAAAGUUUUUCGUGUAACUGCAUCAGUUGGAAAGUGAAUGUGUCAUGAUACCUUUUUUUUUUGUUAGCGUGAGGCUAUAUAAUAUUGAUUUUACUGCUGGCUUUCUUUCUGUUGUACCAAUGGGUUGGAUGAGGUUUUUGUCUUCUAGUUAUUCCUUGUGGCUGCAAGAAAGAAGCAAAAUGGGUUUCAUGCUGUCCCUGAGAGCUUCAAUACCAUGGCGUUCCAUACCAUAUUCUUUACCAAAGAUUGUGGUUGUAUUCUUCAACUUAUUGAUUCUAAAUAGGGAAUUUUCACAUUUGUCUAAUAAGGGAUUGGAUUCAAGAAUAAAUUUAAGGGUAUGGGUUGUGCCUGUUCAUUGCCUAAGAUGCCAUAAAGAUGACUGGUUUUGGAUCUGUGAUUGUUAUUCUGCCACAAGCGUUUUCAUCAAGAAAGCCUGGCGUAAGAUAUGGCCUCCAGAUGCAUGUAAUUGGCUAAGGAAACCGGCCAGAAGGCAGCUGAUAAAGGACAUGAAAGGAAAGAAUCAGCAAAAGAUGAAGCCUUCAGAGGAAUUGAGUCAGAAUGCUAAGGAAACCGGCCAGAAUGCUAGUGCAAAAAGACAAGAGCCGCAAGAGUCAGCUAAGGACACAACACAGCAAGGAAAGGAGUUAAUACAGGAGACAGGAUCAAAGUUAAUCAGAACUAAAUAAAGAAUUCCCAUGUGGUUGGUUUCUUCCACGUGCGGAAAAGACACAUACGAGUUGAACGGAACCAUAUGAAGAAUUCGGGCACGAGAAAUUCUUGCCUCAUCGGUCCCGUGCUACUCACCUGCCACCUAGUGCCAACCGAAGAGAACUUUCCCGGUCCUACGGCGGGACUGAUACACGUUCCAUUCACGAUCCGUGAUUAACAAUAGACCAUACGAUUUUUCUAUUGUAGCGUUUUUCAUAUGUACAGUUAUAUUUUUAUUUUGUAUCAAACAAAGCUAAUGAAAGCGAUUUGUUUCCCUACAACAUUGUAAUUGCUGAACGCAUUUAUACACUAGAACAUUAGUGAGAUUUA
Daphnia magna is the source of this 1496-nucleotide messenger RNA. RefSeq lists its product as uncharacterized. Lineage: Eukaryota; Metazoa; Arthropoda; Branchiopoda; Diplostraca; Daphniidae. The record is from RefSeq and is a predicted model, not a curated record. The transcript has 7 exons. The coding region runs from base 503 to 1144 and encodes 213 amino acids.